AUGAUGCCACAUCGUUUUUAUUAUUAUGACUACAAAGCUGGUCAAGGACAUACAUAUCAAGCAUGUAGACAUUAUUUUGAUAAACAAUUAAGAAUUAUGCCAAGAGUUUUGAUGGAUGUUAGUGAAAUUUCAUUAAAAACAACUAUAUUUGGAUCGAUAUAUGAAUCACCAAUCCUAAUUGCUACAUCUGCUUGUCAUUGUCUUGCUCAUGUUGAUGGGGAAGUUGCUACAGCUCGUGCUGCAACUGAAACUCAAUGUAUUUUUACUUACAAUUGGACAUUUUCAAAUAUGCCAGAAGAAAAAGUUCUACAAACACUCGGUCCAAAAUUUUUACAUGUUUAUUUAACAACACCUGUAGAAAUCUUAGAACAAAUAGUUCCACAAGCUGAUAAAAAAGGAUAUCGAGCAAUUGUUAUUACAUGUGAUCAACCACAUGAACGUAUUCGAGAUUUUGUAUUAGCAUUAUUUGAAGAAGCAUCAAAGAAUAUCGAUCCAGACUUAAUGAAGAAUAUGUCAAUACCAAAUUUGAAUAUACCUGGUAUAAUUGUUAAGCAACCUUUUGGCACUGGUUCAGUAACAUGGGCAAAUAUUGAAUGUUUAAGAAAAUUGACACAAUUACCAAUUAUUUGCAAAGGUAUACUCUCACCAAUUGAUGCAGAAUUAGCAAUUAAAUAUGGAGCAAAUGGGAUUAUUGUCAGAUCUACUUUUAACUAUGGGGGUCGACUAAUUGAUACAGCACCACCAGCUAUUGAAUGUCUAGAAGAUGUCGUCAAUGCUGUAGAUGGACGUGCAGAAGUAUUUGUUGAUAAUGGUAUUCGAACUGGGACUGAUGUAUUAAAAGCAUUAGCAUUAGGUGCACGAGCUGUUUUGAUUGGUCGGCCAAUUUUAUAUGGAUUGGCUUGUGGUGGACAAGAUGGUGUUCGAAGAGUAUUAGAUAUAUUAAAGCGUGAAUUAGUUUUUGAUAUGGCUUGUUGUGGAUUAACAUCGAUUGAUCAAAUUAAUAAAGAUAUUCUUUAUAAACAUUAA
Molecule: messenger RNA, 1026 nt
Organism: Rotaria sordida
Lineage: Eukaryota; Metazoa; Rotifera; Eurotatoria; Philodinida; Philodinidae
Source: the annotation of a GenBank genome assembly